GUUUCGCCUUAUGGAACUUGAUGGAGUUAGCGUUACCAGCUACUUUAGUUGCAGUUCUUCAAGGUGUCAUGACCGCCCGUGUCUGCGCACUCUACCGAAAUUCCAAGCGAUUAUCUAUAUCGCUGUACAGUGGGCUCGCCCUUGUGCAAUUAUUAAACGUUGCUUUAACUAUUACAAUGUCCGUUCCGCCUCGCGGAAUCCAUGCACAAGAGGACGUUAUAUUUGGCGUCCCUGGCUGCUUCUAUAAUACACCCGAAUUCAAGGUCUUGUGGUUCUUCGGGUUUUCGAAUGGGAGCAUAUGUGCAUAUGAGCUCACGCUGAUUGCACUCCUUGUGUACCGCGCGGUGGGAUGGCGCUUUGGGGAGUCCGACUGCCGAACUUCUCCGUCGGGGACAGGAGGCAUUAUCAGCUUAUUAGUGCAUCAAGGAUUGCUGUACUUUGUAUGGGUGGUUACCUACGAAGCCCUGAGCAUUUAAUUUUCAAGCGACAACCUAACAAAU
Coniophora puteana RWD-64-598 SS2 is the source of this 500-nucleotide messenger RNA. RefSeq lists its product as uncharacterized. Lineage: Eukaryota; Fungi; Basidiomycota; Agaricomycetes; Boletales; Coniophoraceae. The record is from RefSeq and is a predicted model, not a curated record. Bases 21 to 476 code for a protein of 151 amino acids. The transcript has 4 exons.